Molecule: messenger RNA, 1355 nt
Organism: Pieris napi
Lineage: Eukaryota; Metazoa; Arthropoda; Insecta; Lepidoptera; Pieridae
Product: gastrula zinc finger protein XlCGF17.1-like
Exons: 3
Coding region: 156-1274 (372 amino acids)
Biological process (GO): regulation of transcription by RNA polymerase II
Cellular component (GO): nucleus
Molecular function (GO): zinc ion binding; RNA polymerase II cis-regulatory region sequence-specific DNA binding; DNA-binding transcription factor activity
Source: RefSeq, a predicted model, not a curated record
UCAGAACACCGACUUAGCAAUAAAGUAUAAACUACUAGAAUCCGAAAUCAGAGUUUAGUCAAAUUUCAAACUAAUCAUAAAUAGGAUUCGGUAAUAAAUAUUACUGCAAAACAAAUUAUCGUUAAUCAACAUAAUAUUAUGUUUAAUAUCAUAUCAUGAUUUACAGCAAAAUAAAAGUUAUUCAUAAAAUCAAAAUGAGGUGUUGCAGAACCUGUUUAGGUGAAGGAAAAGAAAUGAAACAUAUUCAUACCAUAAUUUAUAUUGCUGGAAACGACGUUCGUCUAUCUGAUAUUUUAUUAAAUUUUUAUAAUUAUAAGGUUGAAAAAAUGUUGCCUGAAUAUAUUUGUAUUAAUUGUGUAUACCAACUAACUAUCACAUAUUCAUUUAAAAUAUUACUCGAAUCAAGUACAAAAAAGUUGAUGGAAAAAAUGACUUACAUGGAGUCAGAGAGUGAUAAUAAUGACGAUUAUUUUGCACCAGAUGAAAAGGAAUUUAGUGAACAAGACAUAAAACCAAAAAUUAAAACAAAUAAUAUAGAAAUUGAACCAUCGGUUGACCUUUUUUGUGUUGAAUGCAAAGCAAUGUUCAGUUCUUCUAAGUCACUAUAUGAACAUUGUAUGAAAACACAUCCUAUCAAAAACACAGUCGGUAGAGCUUGUGAGUAUUGCUGUGAAAAAUUUGAAGACUUUCGAUCAUUGAUCAUGCAUAGAAAGCUCCAUUUGCGACCUUUCAUCUGUGAAAAUUGUUGGGUGGGGUUCUACCGACAAGAUGACAUAAUCGGUCAUCACUGUCAGCCUAGUCCCCAUAAGUCUAAAGAUAACACAGACAAAAAGCUUUUACGACAGUGUGAUCAGUGUGGAAAGUCAUAUCCUCCCGGCUACAUAAGAAUACAUAUGUUAACUCAUGGUAGUAAUCGGGCCUACAGUUGCAAAUAUUGUCCCAAAAAAUUCAAAGUACCGGGUAGUCUCAAUUCUCAUAUACUAUGGAAUCAUAAAAGAACAAGAAAUCAUAGAUGUGAAGUGUGCAAUGCUACUUUUAUAACAUCUAGUUCUAGAAGUUCACAUAUAAGGAAAAAUCACUUGAAAGAAACAAAAUACUCUUGUGAAACUUGUGGAAAGCGUUUCUUCUCUAAAUCAGAACUGCAGAGACAUUCUCUGACUCACACGGGAGUUAAGAACUUCCACUGCCAUUUGUGUGAUAAGUCCUAUCAAACUCGCUACGGACUAAAUGUUCAUUUGAAAUCUCAUCCACAGCCUGUAUUAUUGAGUCUCUAACUAUAAAUAAGUACAAAGUAUUUUAUUAAUGAUCUCAUUACUAUCUGGUAUUUAAUAAAAUAAAAUGUAGCCACAAAACUA